Molecule: messenger RNA, 2061 nt
Organism: Ochotona princeps (American pika)
Lineage: Eukaryota; Metazoa; Chordata; Mammalia; Lagomorpha; Ochotonidae
Gene: SNTA1
Product: syntrophin alpha 1
Exons: 8
Coding region: 74-1561 (495 amino acids)
Cellular component (GO): intracellular anatomical structure; sarcolemma; dystrophin-associated glycoprotein complex
Molecular function (GO): protein binding; structural molecule activity
Source: RefSeq, a predicted model, not a curated record
GCCCCCGCUGCCCUCCGCCCUGUGGGUGCCGGGUCGGGAACGGGCGACCCUGGUGGGGGGCUCGGCUGUGAAGAUGGCGACAGGGAGGCGCGCCCCGCGAAGCGGGCUGCUGGAGCUGCGCGCGGGGGCCGGCGGAGAGCGCUGGCAGCGGGUGCUGGUCGCGCUGGCCGAGGACGCACUGACCGUGAGCCCCGCCGACGGCGAGCCCGGCCCGGAGCCCGAGCCCGCACAGCUCAACGGCGCCGCCGAGCCGGGCGCGGCGCCCCCGCAGCUGCCCGAGGCGCUGCUGCUCCAGCGGCGCCGCGUGACGGUGCGCAAGGCCGACGCUGGCGGGCUGGGCAUCAGCAUCAAAGGGGGCCGGGAGAACAAGAUGCCCAUUCUCAUUUCCAAGAUCUUCAAGGGACUGGCAGCUGACCAGACGGAAGCCCUCUUUGUGGGGGACGCUAUCCUGUCAGUGAACGGGGAAGACUUGUCCUCUGCCACCCAUGAUGAAGCCGUGCAGGCCCUGAAGAAGACAGGCAAGGAGGUGGUGCUGGAAGUCAAAUACAUGAAGGAGGUCUCGCCUUAUUUCAAGAAUUCUGCUGGUGGGACCUCGGUCGGCUGGGACUCACCUCCUGCCUCACCCCUUCAGCGGCAGCCUUCGUGCCCUGGCCCUCCAAACCAGAACCUCAGCGAGGCCAAACAUGUGCCCUUGAAGAUGGCCUAUGUCUCAAGGAGGUGCACCCCCACGGACCCGGAGCACAGGUAUCUGGAGAUCUGUUCUGCCGAUGGUCAAGAUACCCUCUUCCUGAGAGCCAAGGAUGAGGCUAGUGCCAGGUCGUGGGCUGGAGCCAUCCAAGCCCAGAUCAACGUUCUGCUGCCCUGGGUCAAGGACGAGCUCCAGGCCCUAAUGGCAGCUUCCAACCCAGCUGGGAGUCAGGACAUCAAGCAGAUUGGCUGGCUGACGGAGCAGCUGCCCAGUGGAGGUACAGCCCCAACCCUGGCACUACUGACUGAGAAGGAGUUGCUCCUCUACUGUGGUCUCCCCCAGACCUGCGAGGCCCUGAGUCGGCCAGCCCGUACUGCCCCGCUCAUCGCCACGAGGCUGGUACACUCGGGCCCCUCGAAGGGCUCUGUGACCUAUGACGCAGAAUUGUCUUUUGCCCUGCGCACGGGCACACGCCACGGGGUGGACACUCACCUGUUCAGCGUGGAGUCACCACAGGACCUGGCUGCCUGGACCCGCCAGUUGGUGGAUGGCUGUCACCGGGCUGCUGAGGGCGUGCAGGAGGUGUCUACAGCCUGUACGUGGAAUGGCCGUCCCUGCAAUCUCUCUGUGCAUAUCGACAAGGGCUUCACGCUGUGGGCGGCUGAGCCCGGUGCUGCCCGAGUUGUACUGCUCCGACAGCCCUUUGAGAAGCUGCAAAUGUCCUCUGACGAUGGUGCCAGUCUCCUUUUCCUGGACUUUGGUGGUGCUGAAGGCGAGAUUCAGCUGGACCUGCACUCAUGUCCCAAGACAAUGGUCUUCAUCAUCCACUCCUUCCUCUCGGCCAAAGUCACCCGUCUAGGGCUCUUGGCCUAGAAGUCGUCUGAUGUACUUGGCUCUGAAGAGGGGGCGUCCACCGUGUGGCUGACCUGCUCUGACUGCCCACCGCUGAGCUGAGGCAAACGAGAGGAGAGGAGCAAGGGCCUCAGAGUGCCGGCCCCUAGGGAACCUGGAGUGGCCUGGGGACUGAUCCCCUGGAUCCUGCCUGUGAUGGGGUGGCCUUGCUGCUGUCCACAAUCCCACACCAGUGCCUUCUGCAGAGAGAUAUUUUGUGUACAUAGAAGCCAUUCCGAGCCGGGGCCAGCCCCGUGGGGAUCCUGACCCCACACAACAGCUGAGCUGCCAGGCCUUCUGGAGGUCCCCGAGUCCCUCCCAGAGGCCCCACCCAAAGUUGGAGUCCCCCAGGGUCAGUGACAGGAGAAAGCAGAGGAACCUUUCUGGUCAUUACCUCCUCAGUCCUACCACCUUGGGGCAUCUGUUUUUUUCUCUGUCCUCUCUUCUGUUUAUUCUCCUGUUAAUAAACACCUGUGAGCACA